UACAGCUCUAACAAUGUUUAUCAUCAAUUGCUGCUGAUUUCCUUAACAUUCAACACAAGUGGUUUUUUUCUCAUCAUGUCACCAAGCAUAGCUAAAUUUUACAAUUGUUUCGUUGUCAUGCAGCCAGUUGAGUGAUUGGCAGUACAAUGUUGGUAUUGAUGCAAAGUUCAUGCGCCAGUGUGUCAACAGACCAAAAUAAAAUGCCUAUUGCCCGUGUUGCUGUGUGGGUUGCAGCAUUUGGUCAACAUUCAGCCAGCUAAAAAGUCUCAUUUUGAUUGGCUGGUUCAUGGAAUUUUUGAUUCUACACAAUAAGACUUUACAAAGAUGAAUUCAGCUUUCUCAUGUGUAUGUUUUCUAUGAAUGGACGGCACCCUCCAGUUUUUGUAACAGGAGUGAAAUAAGUGGGUGGGUUUACAAGAAUCCAGCCCCCCCUCUCUUUGCCCACUUUCUGCCCCUCCUCUCCGCCCUCCUCUCCCACAACACCGAACACAGGCAGAGAGAACAGACGAGACGAGAGAGCUGGAGAGCAAAGUGACGUGACCAAGGAGAAGACAAAGAAAAGUGGAGGCAGUUUUUGCUCUAUUCAGGACAUAGCACAUCUUGUUGAUUUAUUUUAAUGUUUCUUCUGGGUUUUUUUUUUUUUAUCUACAAGACCUCCAUCAUCCCUUGGUUAAGCUUUUGUUGGGUACCAAAUGACAACAGCUUCUACCCAAAAGCAGCAUUUGUCAACGGACUGCUGGAGCAAUGUGAAUGGGUAGUCAUUGAAGAGAGGCGCAGAGCUGUUUUUCCCAUGGAUGUUUUGUUGUCCGCUCUCCUCCCUCCAUUUGCUUUCUUUUGUAUCAGCGCGCCCUCCCUCUUUCCCUUUUUCCUUCGCUUGGCUGCACAGGCUUUUUUUUUGUGAUACAUCAGCUCCUUCCCAGAGACCUCUUUGACCUGUACCAACAUUGUUGUCCCCUAGACUUGGUCCUGCUGCUUGAGAAUUGGUCACCCAAUUUCUCUGCACUGCUACGUUUAUUUUUAUGCAUUUGUGCCAGGUAACAUACAGUAUUUGCGGUCCAAUGACUUGCUGUGCUGUCAUACAUUUUUUCGUGAUUUUGUGAUUAUUUUUGGUCAUGUCACCAGCGACAUGGCCAUGAAUGUAUUUUUCCCCCCCCACAAAAUGGUGGUUGUUUGAUUUUCAGUAAUUGACUUGAAAUAUUGGUUCUGCAGAAUGGAAUUCACGUGAUAAGUUGCAAGCAAGAACCCUCGAGUCUUUUACCUGCAGGCUCCAACAUCCAUCUUGCUUGUUUUCAACUCAGCCUUGUAGAUAAAAUUAUCGCCUGUUUUUUUGUCCGCCACCCAAUGUGGUGAGGAUGAAGAAGACACACAGCAGCGCUUUGAGGCGGGCAUGGCCCAGCUCUGAACUGUCAGAGCGGCUACUGUCACCACCAGCCUGUGCAGAGCCUCACAGGAGCCGACGCUCUCACAGUGAAAAGGACUACAGAAUCCACAAACACAGGAAGAAGAGCCACUAUCCUCCACAGUAUGUGUGUCAGAGUCCACCUGCUUACUUUCAUCCAGGUGAUGUGUCACCCAUCAGUAUGUCCCCUAUCAGCCAAUCCCAGUUCAUCCCUCUGGGAGAAGUACUGGUAUUGGCUAUCUCUGCUAUGAACUCUGCGCAUAAGCCGGUCACUCAGGAGGCCCUAACGGAACACCUGCAGACAUGUUUUCCAGGUGUUCCUACACCAACAGAGGAGGUCCUGCACCACACACUCAACAUGUUGGUCCGUGAACGCAAGAUCUACCCAACACCUGACGGAUAUUUUAUUGUAACUCCUCAAACUUACUUCAUCACUCCAAGCCUAAUCCGAACCAGCUCCAAGUGGUACCACUUAGAUGAGCGAUCUGCUGAGCGGCACCAACAGCAGCAACAACAGCAGAAUCAGCAGCAGAAUCAGCAGACACAGUGCACCUCCCCUCUCUCUGGCACCAUCACCGCAUCCACAUCAGGCGGUGUGCGAGAUAGAAGUCAUCCAAAAUCCAACCAGAACCACAGCGGGGGUGGGGGUGGCGCAGUCGUGGAUACCUUUUAUAAUAACACCUAUCGUGGAGACGACCCCCCCAGUCACCAUACUACUCUGCAGCUCAGAUCCCCCAAAGACCACCGGGAGGCAUAUUCAUCGCCACACUCUCCCCAGUCACCUCCUCAGGCAGCGGCAGGCAACACAGAAAAAAGCCGCAGUACCCUCGGGUUCCCCUUCAAGACGGACACGCUCACAAAGCAUCGUGGAGGAGGCGGAGGAGGGACCGGUGAGCUCGAGAAGCAACCGGUAAGUGGUACAGCAAGUCGUAAGUUCGGUUUGAAGCUCUUCCGUCUCAGCUUUAAGAAGGACAAGACCAAGCAGCUAGCCACCUUCUCUGCACAGUUCCCCCCUGAGGAGUGGCCCCUCCGUGAUGAAGAGGCACCCAGCCAGCUCCCGCGUCAUAUAGAAAUAGAGAUUAUCCGCAGAAUUAACCCCGAUCUCACAGUAGAAAACCUUGCUCGGCACACAGCAGUCAUGAAACGUCUUGAAGAGGAGCGUGCGCAGAGGAGCAAAGCAUCGUCAGCCAAUCACAGUUCAAGAAGCAGAAGAAGUGGUGGAAGGCAUAGGAAGCAGUCUCAGACGAAACUUAGCCGCUCACAUAGUAAGACAAGGGUGUCUCGGGGUGAGCAUAGCGAGAGUUCCCAUUUGGAACUAACCGACAGGGACUACAGAGCUUACUCAUCGUCACUGGCUCGGUCACCGAGGGAACAUGCUUUGGCUAUGGAUCGGCAGCGGACACGUCUUCAUUUGGCACAUAGCAACCCUAACAUCCUUGACUCUUCCCACCUACCUGUCACACCAGAAUGGGACGUGUCCGGAGAGCUUGCUAAACGACGGACAGAAAUGCCUUUCCCUGAGCCGAGCCAUGGCCCAUCGGCGCACCACUCCAAAGUCCACCGUUCGCACUCACACACGCAGGAAAGGAAGUCUAGAAAUGAACGCAGCGAUAAAGCCAAGGAACGCUCCAGAUCCAUGGAAAAUUCAAAAGGACCUCUUGGAACUGGUUUAAUUGGACCACCCGGUUACUACGACGAUCGAAGUCGUUACUAUACUGAUGAUGGAACCUUACGAGCCAAUCAGAGCUCAUGCCACUACCCUCACGCCACUGCUCCCUCGGCUAAGCUCCCUGGGGAGUCACUAGUGUUAGAUGGUGGCAGGAGUUUAGAGAAAUGUAAGAGUCGGGACAGUCUGCCAGCAUACUCUCCUAAAACACAGCACAACUCUAUCCCUCCAGACGGCUACUUCCAGUGCUCCGGAUCUUCUGAGGCUAUACUCACAGCUCCAAGCCCACUGGGAACUCUUGGCAAAAGUAGCCAAGAUGGGUUGAAAUUGGGCUGCACUGACAGGCAAACAGAAAGACAAACACCAGAAGUGAAGGAAGACUUCUCAAAAGUGGGACCUAAAGGUGGCAGCCUGCCUCCAAUACCUCUCUCGGUGCCAGAUCCUCCUGUUUUGAACGCGCGACCUCCCCACAGUGCCUCCUGUGGUCAAGAAAAACGUAAGGAGAUUUUUAGUAAAGAUACACUCUUCAAACCACCUCCGAGCCUUCCUUUACCAGGAUACAGCUCCUUGAGGAAAACCCCUGUUCUUGCCUCCUCCACUCUGUCUUCAUCCUGCGAUGCACUUGAUUCCCAGGAGGCCUUUGAUGCUCCCAAACCUCUGGUUGCGACUCCCUCUGCUCCCAUACAGGGGAGCGAGCCCACAACCAGUGCUGCAGAGGCCUCCUUUGACUAUUACAAUGUUUCAGAUGAUGACGAACUUGAGGAGGGAGGAACUAAAAGCAGAGGAGAGGAUGGCAAAACCGGUGGAGGAGUUGUUGGAAUGGGAGGUGGUGGAGCAGGCACCAUGCAGUGGUUGUUGGAGAGAGAGAAGGAGAGGGAUCUACAAAGAAGGUUUGAAAGAACCCUUACUUUCCCUGGUGCUAAAGAGAACCUUCCAGAACCCAGCCAGAACCAGCAGUCGGUGCAUUCUGUCAGACUGGACAGCAUGGACUCCAGCUCAGUUACUGUUGACAGUGGAUUCAACUCGCCAAGAACAAGGGAGAGCCUCGCAUCGAACACCUCGUCCAUAGUGGAGAGUAAUCGACGGCAGAAUUUGGCUCUGAGCCCCGGCCACCUUGGGAUUACAAAUAGCAACGGUCCACCUUUCUCAUUCCGUGCCAUCCCUGAACCAGCUGGCAGCCAACCGAAAAAACUCCAAAAGCCCAACGCCUGCCUUGCAUCAAUCACCAGCGUCUAAAGGCCAUGACCAAGGACAAGAAGAAGUCCUGUUCCGAGGACUGUUAAACAUGCAGACUGUCACAUGGACUGAAUCAGUGGAGCCGCCACGAGACCACUGUGGAACUAUAGCUGUUAAUAGACACAUUGACACAUUUUACAAAGGAAUUUAGACCACCAUAAGACUGCUCUCUUCUCUCAUCAACACACACCAUGCCGUUGGGCAGACUAACCAUGUCAUUUCAUAGCCUUCUGUUUACAUAGCGCUUUGUGUUCUUUCACUUACGUGGGUUCUACUUUGUGUGCGUGCGUGCGUGUGUGUGAGUGCGUGCGUGCGUGUUUUUGCAUCCAUGUGACUUAGUUUUGUAUGUGUGUGCCAUGUGGGAUAUGAUUGUGUACCAGUAAUCUGGAAUCUCAGGUCAUUUAAUUCCAGUCCCAUUCCAGCUGCUCCGUAUCAGUGCAACUCAGUCCGAUGGUGUGUUUACACAUCGAAGGGUCUGAGGCUCCACUAACUAUUGUUAGUCUACACACAUCCACUGAUCAGUUUUUAGAGCAUUUUGAACCAUCAGUUUGCUUGAAUAUUAUAAUAUUCAAUAUAUAGUUCAAUAUAUAAUUGAUGACAAAUAUAAAAAAUGUGAGCUAUACAGAUGGUGAGACAUAGAAUGUGUACCCAACAGGUUCCUUUAAAUUGAGGUGCACGGAUUGAAGUGUUUAAAUCUUGAUCAACCACGAUGCUGGAGUUCAAACACAGAACUGAUCCUGUUGUAGUCAGACAUGCAAAGGUUUACGGUAUGUUUUAAUGGUGGAAAACUUCCACAGUCAGUUCGAUUCCCUAAUGACUAAUGUGAGGGCACUUCUAAAACAUUCAGAAGGUGAAAUUGAAUAACUGAGUUUACCACAGGUAAGGUUAGGAAUUGUACAGCCGACUCACAACAAAUGUACCAACAAUUUCUCACUUCUGCUGUGUUCUGUACAUCAAAACCUGAAAUCAGCCUGCAGAAAGAUUGCAGCUUUUAGUCAGUUGCAAAAGUUUCCUUCCUUUAUGAAUCCAAACUAUAUAGUAAGUCCACUGGAUGCUGCUGCCUCAUGUCUACAUAGUUGGCUUGGGUCCUAUAGGUGUCGCCAUAACACAUAUUAGAAACCAUUCAACACUCGUUUUUAGGUUAUAGUCUGGUGUGGUAUGUCAAAUUGGUCAUUUCUGCUGCCAAAAUUGAUUUUAUUGUUUUGGGGGCUCGGUUGGUGUUACAAAUCGCCAGAAAUAUUGGAAUUAGAAUGUUCCCAUCCCUCAGCCUCAUAUUAGGUUAUCAUUUCAGCAAUCUUUUCAUUGGCCUGCUCCAAUGCAAUAUAGUGACCCUUGGAAGUUACACACAAUCACAAACGUUAUGGCUAAACCCAUGUUUUUAAUUAUGAGGAAUGUCCUGGUAUGAUCAUAUUUCAAUUGUGGAUUUUUUACUAAGUUUAUGCAACCCAGUAGUUUCACCGGGGUAGAAGUUAAAUAAAGAAAACACGCACACCUUUGUUAGCACAUAAGAAAAUCUUAUAUUUUCUGCCAGCCGUAUUGGAUUUUCAAUAUGGCAGCCACUCCAUAAUCAUUUACAUAUAUACCAUGACAUUAUUUAUACUAACAAAAUAAGUUUAGCCACCAGAUUUAUGAUUGUGUGUAUCAUAAAGGGGUCAUUAUCUAGCAUAUUCAACAUGGAGACGUCAUUUUGAAAAUGAUGUCAUAAGAAUGGUUGAGGGGCAGGAAAAAUUGAACUCCAAAAUUUCAGGCUGUUUUUAACGCCUAAACAUUCUAAAAAAGAAUCAAAUCAAAUUUGGCAACAACUUUUAAUUUUAGACAUAUUUCUGACAUAUUGCGCCAGACCAUUAUGGUAUUGCUUGUAUGCAAUAUGAGAUUCACAACUGUAUACUUAUCGUAAAUUUGAACCCACAUAAAAUGUGAACAAAUCUAAGAUUUGUUGUACAGGCACGACUUAAAGUUGGGUUGUAAAAGGUAGUAAAUGAAAUUAGUAAAAUACAACACUAUUAAAAAGUAGUAAAUGCCAUCUGAAGAGGUAUUACAUUUUUGAACUUCUAUGCAACUUUAAGACUUUUUCCCAUUUGUAUUAAGUGCUGGCCUAUUCCCUAAUAAUCACGCAAUUUCAUUUAUUAUAUAAAUUAUAUGUGCGAGUAGGACCUGUGAACUACAGUAUGUUGUAGUGUGAGGCAUUAAUGCAAUCCUGUGGAUGCCAACAACCAUUAAAUGUUCGAUAAAUGUAUCGAUACUUGUUCAAAGAAAAAAACAGAUUGACAUACAAGUUCGGUAUUUAGAGAAUGACGGUGAGACUUUCGGAUAUUUUGGUUCCGAAUUCCAGAGACAUGCGAGGGCAGAUAAUCUGUCAGGACAUCAAAAUUAGUAAGUGUAUUUUCAAUUGUAAGAGCGAAAUUCCACUUAAGAAUUUUUGUAUAUAGCCUGUAAAGGUUUUUGAGCAUAUUUUAUACAUUUCUGAUAUAUAUUAAAAACAAAGAACAGAAAUGUCUCAAUUUGGAACCCAUUCCAAAUGCUCAUUACAGCAUUAAACAGUAUGAAUCACAAACAUAGAAACUGAAGCAGUUAAGUCAAAAAAAACUUUGGUCAUCAGUGUCUUUAGACGCGUGUUGGGUUUUAAUGAAUAAUUCCACUAUCAGUCAAGCUUGAUAAAACACUUCUAGUGCCGAUUGUGUUGAGUAUAUCGUAUCAUUGCAUGAAUAAAUCAGAUGGUCAGGAAAAUCACAAAAACUUUAAGUGAUUGCAGAAGCAUUCAGUGGACAUGAAUAAUUUUGACAUGUAACCUGCCGAAAGUAGCACAAAGCUGAUUGCAUGCCAUCGGAGUAUGAACACAUCCAGAGCGUGAUAUUUGAAUGCAAAAUGAGCAGCUGUACUGGUAUUUGAGUGUCCAUUAGGAUUAUGGGAUUGUAUGGUUUUGAAAAUUAACAUGAAUCCAUUUAAGUGUUGUUCACAGAGUGCAGGGUUGUGUUUUUUCCCCAGUAUUUAUUAAUACAGAAUGAAACAUUCAUAAAUAUCCAAUUCUUGACUAACUGCGUUUUAAAUUGUGAAAUUCCUGAGCCAUGCUCACUCAUGGUGCUAAAAAUGCAUUAUGGUCAGUGAUGAUGAUAUAGUUGGAAUAUAGUAUUAAAUGGCUGCUUACUAGUGAUCAUUUCACCUCCAUACUAAUGGCAAUGAUCAUACUGUAUUUCCUAUUUAAAAAUCGUAUUCGUUUCACACAAGACUGAGCAGGAGGACACGAUGACUCAUUUGUGUCAUAGUGUGCUAGAUUUUUAAGCCUGAGCUGAAACGAGUCUGGCUGGUCGAUCAUGGGGAAUCCUGUAGUGAUUUUGGUCCAAUCGUGGUCCUGAUUUGAGAUCCAUCCUUCUGCAGGCUCAGGAAGUUUGUCAGCCAUCCUGAUGUUGUCGUCCUACAAGCUCCUCUUCAACUACCUCCACAACAGCAAAAACACAGCCCGUCCUUUCCAUGAUCACACUGUCAUCAGCCUCUGGCCUGUGAAUGUCUGCACAUACAUACAGUCCGUACACACUACACAUCCAAGUGCUGGACUCCCUGCCCAUUUUUUUUUUUUUUUGUUCAGCAACUGUCACAGCGUAGCUGCUAAUAAGCGAGUGAGCCAAGUGCGAAGAUGCACGGAAAAAUCAUCUCAGAUUGGGGAUAUGCACAUUGUAAAGUUCCACUUACAGCUCUCUAGAACACCAAACAACAACAUAUAUAUAUCUAUAUUUUAAAUAACCUUAUGGUGUACUACAGCUUUAUCUUCUCUGUACCAGAGUAUUGAAGUUUGUGUUCUACUAAGAUGCUUUGCUUUCAACUCCCCAGAAAGAGGUUUCAAUUCCGUUUAUCCCAGCACACAAGCUAGUAAUAAAGCCUCUACCAAGCGGUACGGUUCGGUUUGGUACAAUACCCCAAGCAUCAAACCUACAGACACACAAGCUUGCGCUUGAUAAGGGAUCCAUACCACUGAUAUGUACUACUAGGUAAAAUGUCGUCAAAGACUCAAGACCAUUCACACUCUGAGGUACUUUCCACUUAUUGGAGCACUGCAAUGCAACUAAAUUCUAAACCAUUCUAAACCAGUGUCUGCAAUAUUGCAAAAAUAUAAUGUACAGUAGUUAUUUGAUCCGAAAUCUCAUGAAGCAUUCUCUGCUACAACCAUGAUCACUCGGCCUCUAGUUCGUCUUACAUAGUUGCAGUUGGGCUCGAGUGCCAAGUCUAUGGGAAUAUUUAUCAUCUGUACCUACUCUUGCUUAGUUUCCCGUUCUUUCAAUUAGACACAGUCAUGGUCUAGUUUAAAUUCUAAUUCAUUUUUGUGGUCUCACCUGUUCUGUAAAAUUAUGUACCACUAAUCUUGGAUUAACGACUGAGGUCAGGACUCCAAUGAGACAUUUGAUCCAUAGAAAUACAAGGGUCUAACGCCUAGUUCCAUCUGUAAAAUAGGGCUGUAGUCUCUUGUACGGUGAAGGUCAAGAGGCUCUGUACCUCAUGUCUGAUAUUUGCACUGCCCCGAUUGUCCCAAUCACUGACUGGCCCAAAGGCCAUCCAUCAACUUUAUUGUCCAUCAACCAGCCAUAGGUCAUAUGUAACUGUUCAUCCCUUUUCUACACUGACAGUCCAUGAAAUGUCUUCCCUUAACAUCGCCGGUGCGUUCUAAAACUUGAGGUUCAACAAUAGCAUUGCUUCAAAUGGUGACAUACCUGUAAAUGAUGUUUAUCUGUCAUGCCUAGUCAACUAAUUUAAACAAUAAAAAGAGGGAUUUUUAAAAAAAUGUCUAUAAUAUCUGGAAGUCCCUUUGAUGUUAGUACUGGUGUUACCAUUGUUGUAGUGUACGUGAUGCCCUAUGGGGAUUGUGUUACUUUUUAAGAUAAUAAAAUAAUGAUGUUUGGUUA
Syngnathus acus (greater pipefish) is the source of this 9193-nucleotide messenger RNA. RefSeq names its product storkhead-box protein 2-like. Lineage: Eukaryota; Metazoa; Chordata; Actinopteri; Syngnathiformes; Syngnathidae. Bases 1353 to 4301 code for a protein of 982 amino acids. Gene Ontology annotation, cellular component: cytoplasm; nucleus. The transcript has 4 exons. The record is from RefSeq and is a predicted model, not a curated record. Gene Ontology annotation, biological process: positive regulation of transcription by RNA polymerase II. Gene Ontology annotation, molecular function: RNA polymerase II transcription regulatory region sequence-specific DNA binding; DNA-binding transcription activator activity, RNA polymerase II-specific.